AUGUCCGAGCUAUCGCCGCUCGAUCUCGGCGCAGCGCUGGGCGACGACGCGCGGCGGACGGCGUGGACCGCCGCGCUCGCGAGCCGCAUCGAGCGUCUCCGACGGCAAAGUCCGCUAAGCUACGAAGACUAUGGCGCAAAUGCAAUGUACCUUACAAAGACGACGUGCCAUGACGUUGCCAUGGACGCACCCAGGAGUGGCCUCGUGGAUCGUCCGAGCGACGAAGCGGCGCUUCAGCGCGUUCUUCUCGCCUACGCUACGCGCAAUGCGCAGAUCGGAUAUUGCCAGGGCAUGCACGUCCUUGGCGCCAUGCUACUGCGGCAUCUGCACGACGAAGCGACAGCGUUUUGGGCACUGGCCAUAGUUCUGGAAGAGCUUAUGAUCGCGUAUCACACGCCCGACAUGGCAGGACUCGCCGCCGACCACGCCGUCUUGACAGCGCUCCUGCCUACAUUGGUGCCGGAAGUUGCUGCGCGGCUGACGACUGCGCGGCUCGAGCCGCCAGUGUUUGCGACCAAGUGGUUCGUGACUGCUUUUGCAAAUACACUGCCGCUCCGCGUCGCUGAGCGCAUCUGGGAUGCACUCUUGCUGCGCGUGGCGUCGUCGUCGGCCGACGCUGGCUGCAUCUUGCUCGGCACCGCCGCUGCACUUUUGGCAACGCUGGAACUGGCCGACGUUCCGAUUGACGACGACCCGGCGCUACUGCUGCAGUACAUACAGUCCAUACCCGACAAAUGCGUGGGGUCUGUCGAGGACCAAGACGCCUUCUUGGCCCGCGCGUUUGCCUUGACCGAGCGACUUUGCCCCUUCGAGGUGUCGCAACUGAGAGGCGCCUACGCUUGCGAGCAGACAAUGCAAGCGGACGCCAAGCGUCGCCUAACUGCGAGUCCGUCGCCGGCUUGGGCCAUCGCCAUCUAUAGCGCCGAGCCGACAAAGUUGUGUCCCCGCGGUUUUUCACGGUGGCGAAAAUCGAAAAAGACGCCACUUUUGCUCGACUAUGACGUGGCGUUCGCGCCAGGCGCUCUUGGUCUCGUGCUUACACAAGACAAGAUUGACAGUGCGGUUCGUGUGUAUGGGUACAUCGCGACGACCGCCAUCGGGAAACUGUGCAACAUGAUCCAGCCCGGCGACGCCAUCAUGUCGGUCAACGGUGUGGAUUGCGCGGGCCAACCACUGCUCCAUGUGGUCCAUGAGCUCGCAGCACGCACCGAUCGGUAUCGCAUCGUACGAUUCCAGCGCACGGUAAAGCGCGCGGUCGCAGCACGGACGACGAAAUCACCCAUGUACUCGACCGAAGGGCAGGUGCAUGCAUCGCCCAUGGCGCCGACAGCCUCGUUUGCCAAGCUCUUUGCGCGUCAUCGUAGUCCCCACAUGGCCUAACCCACGACAAACUUCAUUCAAAAUCAACUAAAACGACA
Messenger RNA from Saprolegnia parasitica CBS 223.65, 1418 nucleotides. RefSeq lists its product as hypothetical. Gene Ontology annotation, molecular function: protein binding. The transcript is spliced from 8 exons. Lineage: Eukaryota; Oomycota; Saprolegniomycetes; Saprolegniales; Saprolegniaceae. The record is from RefSeq and is a predicted model, not a curated record. The coding region runs from base 1 to 1380 and encodes 459 amino acids.